AUGUCGAGUCUAGCAUCGGUAGGGCUAGAGCCGAGCGAUAAGAAGACGCCGGUGAACAAGUGGGAGCUGUACGGGUGGUACUCGUACAAUGUGGCCGUCAACGCCUUCAGCUCCGUCGCCAUGCCCAUCUUCUUCCCGCUCCUGCUGCUCCUGCUCGCCGAAGCACACGCAUGGCUACAGGCGGGGGACUCGAAGCCGCCCAACUGCAGCGACUCCGUGUCGAUCAACUGCGUCAAAUGCAUUCCGGGACGCGGCGACCAGCUCGUCACCGCUGCGGGGUACCAGGACCUGAUUCUGCCCAUGGUGCACGCGGGUCCCCUGGCAGUGAACCCCGUGUCAUACGCCACCAUCAUCAUCGGCAUCGCUGUCAUCUGCCAAGUCUUCGCGCUCAUCUCCUUUGGCCCCUUCACGGACUAUGGCACUGGCCGCAUGGACCUGCUCAAGGUGGGAACGCUGAUCGGCGUGGUGCCAUCCAUUGUGAUCGGUGUGUUGGGCGACAGCUCCUACUGGUGGUUCGCUGGCCUGCUCGUCAUCAUCGCCAACGUUGGCUAUGGCCUCUGCACCGUCAGCUACAACAGCUAUCUGCCUGUGCUGGUGGAUGCCACGCCAGCAGUGAUGCAUGCUGAGGUGUCAGGCGACAAGGAGAAGAUUGCGUCUAUCCGGGAACAGGUUGAAAACCGCAUCUCCCUCAUCGGUCUUGCAGCGGGCUGCCUGGCAGACGUGGUGGCGACCCUAGCCGCCUUUGUCAUCACGCUCGCAGCCACCACCGACCUGCUCAAGAUGCGCCUCGCAGGGGCCUUCUGCGGCCUCUGGUGGCUCGUCUUCUCCAUCUUCACCUUCCUCUGGCUCCGCACCCGCCCGGGCCCGCCGCCGCCCGCCUCCGCCACCGCGGGCGGCGCGGGCGGCAACGCCGCCCUGACCAUCGUCGCUAGCUGGCGGCACAUGGGCGCGCUGGUCUCCGAGGCGAGGCGGUACCGGAACGCGUUUGUCUUCAUGCUGUGCUAUUUCAUCUAUGCGGAUGGGUUCUCCACUGUGAUUCAAGUCGGGGUGCUGUUCGGUCAGCACGACCUGUGUGUGGAACCCGCAAUGCUAGCCGUCAUUGCUACCUCGGUCUCCUUCUGGGCUGCGCUUGGGAUGCCGUUGGCUUACUACCUUCAGAAGCGGCUCGGGUGGAACAACAAGACGAUGGUCGUCGCGCUGCUGACCGCCAUGCUGCCGCUGCCGCUGUGGGGUUUGCUAGGGUAUUUUACCCCGGACGGCGGGCUCGGGCUGAAGGCGUCGUGGGAGCUGUUUGCGUACUCGGGGUGGUUUGGGUUCUGCCUGGGCCCGCUGAUCUCGUACUCGCGCACACUGUUUGUGGACCUAAUUCCCAAGGGCCGCGAGGGUGCCUUCUUCUCGCUCUACGCCAUCAGCGACAAGGGCAGCUCGUGGCUGGGGCCCUUUGUUGUGGCGGCUAUUGCUCAGUUCACGGGGAAGAUCCGGCCCGCCUUCCUGUACAUCUUCGUUGUGAUGCUCGUGCCAAUCUUCUUCCUCAACACGUACCUGGAUUACUCGCAAGGACUCAAGGAGUCAGGCCGGCACGACGGGCAUGGGCAGCAGCCUAGUGCGGACGAUGCAGCUGAGCUUGGGGAGGAGGAGUGUGUUCCUCUCACCCAGUUUUAG
Messenger RNA from Closterium sp. NIES-65, 1662 nucleotides. The record is from the annotation of a GenBank genome assembly. Lineage: Eukaryota; Viridiplantae; Streptophyta; Zygnematophyceae; Desmidiales; Closteriaceae.